Molecule: messenger RNA, 662 nt
Organism: Cynara cardunculus var. scolymus (artichoke)
Lineage: Eukaryota; Viridiplantae; Streptophyta; Magnoliopsida; Asterales; Asteraceae
Product: putative germin-like protein 2-2
Exons: 1
Coding region: 69-530 (153 amino acids)
Cellular component (GO): cell wall
Molecular function (GO): manganese ion binding
Source: RefSeq, a predicted model, not a curated record
AUGGUGUGGUGUGUAAAGAUCCAAAUCUUGUGAAACCUGAUGAUUUCCUUUUUCGUGGGCUCAAUCUUAUGGGAGAUACAUCGAUGGGGGUUGGAUCGAACGUGACUGCCGUGACUGUAGCAGAGUUACCAGGACUCAACACUUUUGGUAUUUCAAUGGCUCGUAUCGACUUUGCACCAGAUGGUAUUAACCCUCCUCAUACGCACCCUCGGGCCACUGAAAUCUUGGUUGUCAUGAGUGGUAGUCUUGAGGUUGGUUUUGUAACAUCUAACCAGCUUGACAACCGUCUCUUGACGAAAGUACUUGAAAUAGGUGAUGUUUUUGUGUUCCCACAAGGUCUAAUUCACUUCCAAAGGAACGUCGGACAUGGCUAUGCUGUUGCCAUUGCAGGUUUGAGCAGCCAAAACCCCGGUGUCAUUACCAUCGCAAAUGCUGUGUUUGGAUCAAACCCAGAUAUCAAYGCAGAUAUUCUUGCAAAGGCAUUCCAAGUGGACAAGAACGUCGUUUAUCAAAUUCAAUCGAAAUUCUAGACUUUGAUGUCAUCUUUGAUUGUUGAUUUCAUUAACCUACAAUUUCCARCUUCUUGAUAUGUAUUUGUUUCAUCUUCGUCUUGUUAUAUCAAAAAGUGAAUAAAAGUAAUAUAUUAUUUUGAUGGUCCUUCA